Radiomyces spectabilis is the source of this 2877-nucleotide messenger RNA. RefSeq lists its product as uncharacterized. Gene Ontology annotation, molecular function: structural constituent of nuclear pore; protein binding. NCBI's taxonomy places the organism in Eukaryota, Fungi, Mucoromycota, Mucoromycetes, Mucorales, Radiomycetaceae. The transcript has 9 exons. Gene Ontology annotation, cellular component: nuclear pore. Gene Ontology annotation, biological process: ribosomal small subunit export from nucleus; ribosomal large subunit export from nucleus; mRNA export from nucleus. Bases 139 to 2733 code for a protein of 864 amino acids. The record is from RefSeq and is a predicted model, not a curated record.
UUGGAAACGCUUGACAGACGCCGUGGCGGCGGCCUUCAAAAAAUUUCAUCGUCACAAUUCGGUAGAACUGCAAGAUACAACCCGCCGUGAAGUGGAGCGACGUUUUCCUGGUCAGAGUGGAUCGAUUCUUACAGGCCCAUGGAAUUUACCUUGAUAGAUAAUUGGCUCGAUGUAUUGGGUGAACAUCCCAUUUUCGAUCUCGACGUUGUUCAAACCAAGCUACCGCGACGUCUGAAAGAGCAACAAACCUUGGAACGCCAUGCUGACGACGCCACUCUUUUACAACGUCGCACGCGUGUCAUGGCCGUCAGUCAAACUGAUCUCUUGGUAGCUGUUCGAUCGCAAAUCCGAGUGCUCAGCUUGACCGAAUUCAAAUCCACUUGGCUUUCCGAAGCGGAAAAAGCCGCCAAUGCCGAAACGGUCGAUACCAAGGACUGGCUGUACGAACUUCCUUACAAGAUCUUGGAUGUACCAGCUGUCAACUUUAAUGUCGUGUCGCUUGUGCCUUCGCAAAAUGGCCGUUUGUUGGCUGCCGUAGGCGAUAAACAGUUGGUCGUGGUUUGGUUCCCGCGACAAGGCUUAUCCAGUGUACCAGCCACGGUCGGUUCACGACGUUUCGAUUGCAGAACAUUCACUGUCGGUCAGAAAUACUACGAUACCGACCAACCUACGCGUAUACUGAAGGUGGCAUGGCAUCCUCUCAGCAAGACCAAUAGCCAUCUUCUCGUGCUGGGCACAGACAAUGUGCUGCGCAUGUUUGAUGUCAGUGCUGAUAUCGAAGAACCCGAACAGUCGUUUGAUCUUUCGCCCUCUCAACCCAAAAACGAUCUUCCCCCGCAAAGAGGUAUCUCUCUCGACGACGAUCUCGAUGAUGAUGAAGAACAAGUCGCUACCUUUGCACUUGGCGGUGAAAGCAAAGAUGAUAGUGGAUGGGAACCCUUCACGGUGUUUUAUGCUCUCCGUAACGGCCAUAUGUAUGCCUUGUGUCCUGUGUUGCCCUUCAAGAGUGUGGUACAGCGUCAGCAUAUGGAGGGUUUAGCAUGUGUGGCUGAAGCCAAGAUCAACAAACUUAUUCAGGAGCAAGCAACAAAGAAAGAAGACAACUCGCACCGCCAAUGUCUGUCCUAUCUUUUCAGGCUACAAUAUCAAUGGAUCCAGGACAUGUUGGAGUCCAACAAAGAAAUGCGAAAAGAUAAUCCGGCUUUGCUUGAUAACGAAAAGCUCUCUAUCGACGCUGAGGGGUCUUCGGUUCCAUUUGCUCCUCAUCGACAGGGCCCUUUCAGCGUCGACAAUGACGAAUGUCUCUGCGAAGAUAGUCAUGUAUCCGACAUGUUAUUCAGCAGAGUUCAACCUGUGAACAUUCUUUCUGUCGCUUACACGAACGGCACGCUGAAAAACUUUAUCCUCGGCAGUGAAAUGGAUGCCCAGUGGCGCAUGCCCAUAGAACGUGAAGAAUAUCCCUGGCAACAACAGCUUCAGCAGUUCAUUGGAUCGUCAGCCAUGCUUCCAAAGAUGACUCUGCAUGAAUUCUUGAAGCUCAGUCCCUUGGCAGAUGGCAAACAACAAAAUAUAUCUCUUAUGAAUGAUCCACUCUAUAACGACACAUUCUAUGCAUACCAUGCUACGGGCGUCCAUGCUGUAUACAUGAAGUCAUGGAUCGAUGAUCUGGCGGAGCUCGAUGCCAAGCUGUGCAGUGGCGAAAACACAGAAGAGACCUUGCAGAAACUCAGUCAAUGGCGUCACAGCGAUCAUGGCUCGGAAGUAUGCAAGCUUGUGGAUUCGGCACCGUUUGAGAAUGGAUCUUGUACUACGUACGAGCCUAUUGUUGGCAUGGCGGUUCUUACGGAUGUGUAUCUGUCUUACUGCGUUCUGGUCUUGCCCUGUACAUAUAACAUUGUGACAAUCGAUCUGCAUACGCGUCGUGCCAUCACUCCCGACGAAUCCACUGAACUGUCAAAGGCGGUGGCGGAUCAGUUGAAGAAUAUUGGUAUCAGUGAAUCUCUGAAUAACGAAGACCAGAAAUCCAUUGGUUAUGAACCCAUCUUAUCCUUGCCUGCGUUUGAACAACCGAAAGAACUCAAAAAGCUUCAUGAAGCGCCCAACCGUACAAAGAUCAUUGUUCCUGCCGAUAUGGGCGGCAACAAAGAACUGAUGAUCACCGAAGCAACGCUCCGAUUCUUAGGCGAAAAGUCCGAAACCGUUCGACGUGAUAUUAGAGCCAUGCUGAAGAGCUCUACAAUGAUGCAAAAACGUCUGACAAUGCAAAACAAGGAAUUUGAACGACAGCUCACCACUUUGCAGACGUUGUAUGAUAAGCUGAAUCAAGAAACUACAAGUCAAGAACACAUUGAAAGAGCACAGAGAGUGGCGCAAACCAUUCAAAAAUAUACAAAGUUGGCGUUACGUGCGGAUACCGUUUUACGCCGAUUAAUGGACCAAUAUCAGCCUGAACUGUCUAUACACGAAAAGGAGUGGAUCAAAAAACUGAAGGAAAUUGAAAAGCGUAUCAAUGGCAGCAAAGGUUAUGAACGACGACUUAGCAAGCUGAAAGAUCAAGUGGAACAGCUGGAAGCGCUUACCAACGCAGCAAAACCUGAAGUUCCGCUCAAAAAUUCACGAUUGACAGAAACCCAACUGGCGACCAUUCGCCGAUCACUGGAUCAUCAGGCUAAACUGCUGACCGAUACUACUGAAAAAGUACACAAGUUGCAAGAAUCGCUUGACAAAGCAUAAGAUAUUCCCCCAUGGAGUGAAAUGUGACUUUUUUCCCGCCUCUAUCUAGUCGUAAACUAAAUGAAUUAUCUCUUUCAACUUUGCAAUAAAUAUGUUAUCCACUGCUCAAUCGCAAGGGGUUUUUUUUUUCUUUUUCCUUGAUGG